This is a messenger RNA of Penicillium olsonii, 2091 nucleotides long. Lineage: Eukaryota; Fungi; Ascomycota; Eurotiomycetes; Eurotiales; Aspergillaceae. The record is from the annotation of a GenBank genome assembly.
AUGGUCGGAAAGAAAUCGGGCAAGGCGCUUCGGGAUGAGGAACGGACCGACAACAACAUGGAGCUGUCCAGCUGGCCACAGAUUCCCGCGAUCAACCAGAAGAACUACUACACAGACUACCUGAAAAGAGAUGACCAGAACCUUGCAUACCGACUCCAAAAUGAGGAAAACAGAGCGCGAAUGGCCAAGAAGGCCAAGGACCAUGACCGAGAGCAGGCGAUGAAGAACGAGGCAGCGGAAGGGGAUGCGGAAGGGGAUGGCGAUGCCAACAUGGAAGACGCAGAGGAGACACCCGCGGAAGUGAUUGGCUCCAAGGUCAUUGUGGUUCACAUGGGCAGUCAGAACCUCCGCAUCGGCCUUGCCAGCGAUGCUUUGCCGAAAACGAUACCGAUGGUGAUCGCAAGGAAAGCCGCGACAAACGAAUCUGAGGAUUAUGACGAGCCUAAGCCAAAGCGCUUCAAGCAGGAUGACGGUUCUGAAUUGGAGCCAGAGAAGGAGUUCGGACCUGAGUGGUCGGCUCACUUUGGUCGAAUGUCUGCGGAUUUGAAAGUACACAUGCGACUGAACAAGCGUAGGAUGCUUCCCAACUCCAAGGAAAUGGUGGUCAACUAUAACCGCAGAACCGUGCCCGAAAUCAUCUCCGAGCACAAUGACCCCAUGCGUGCCGAAUGGACCGAACUGUCCAGCCCACCGCCAGAGUAUAUUGUUGGCCAGCCGGCAUUGCGAGUGCCUGACGACUCAAAACCUCGGUACAAGCUAUAUUGGCCAAUCCGCAGCGGAUGGUGCAAUGAAAAGGACUAUGCAAGCAAGAGAGCACUGUUCCUGGAUAUCUCGCUGAUCCUUGAGGAUGCGAUCAAGAACCAACUACACUUGACCAGUAAGAAGGAAUGGACCCAAUACUCGUGCGUCUUUGUCAUUCCAGAUCUCUACGACAAGUCAUAUGUCACCUCUGUCCUGGAGAUGCUGAUGCGCGAAUUUGCAUUCGCCCGAGUGUGUUUCAUCCAAGAGAGUCUUGCGGCCACUUUCGGCGCUGGUUUUACUUCGGCCUGCGUGGUCGACAUCGGUGCUCAAAAGACAUCCAUCUGCUGCGUGGAAGAAGGCAUGUGUGUCGAGAACUCGCGCGUCAACCUCAAGUUCGGCGGGCAGGAUAUGACCGAAACAUUUGUGAAGAUGAUGCUCCACGACCACUUCCCAUAUGCAGACAUCAACCUACGACGCCGACAUGACUUCCUCUUGGCCGAAGAACUAAAGAAGAACAUCUGCACCAUGGUUGAAGCGAGUGUCUCCCCGCAAGUUUUCGAUUUCCACCUUCGUGUUGCAGGUCAAGAUACGCGCAAGUACACCUUCAAGGCCUUUGACGAAGUUCACCUCGCCCCGAUGGGUGUAUUUGAACCUGCUAUCUUCGACAAUGAAAACAAGAUUGACGGAAGACGGACAUUGAUUGACCGUUCCGUUGACAUCUACGAAGGAUCACCCAAUGAUCCUACUUCCGCCGCCCAGUCAGAGAUCUUGACCGCUAUCGCUCCCCCUCUCAACACUGGCAAGACCGAGCCUGAGCCCGAGGCCCAAACCCCGAUCCGCCCCCCAGCCUUGAAAGUUGAGGCUACUCCCCGGUCUUCUGUCGCUGGAUCACCGGCUCCUGAACCCACCAGCACUCCCCAGCCACCCACCACAGCCACCGCAGCUGCUCCCACCACGGCUCCUCGCCCACCCGCCGUGGAAUACCGUGAUGACAUCAUGCCUGUCUUUGGUCUGGACAAUGCUAUCCUGACUUCCAUCGCCCACGCUGCCCGUUCCGACGACAAAAAGAUGCGGGACUUCAUCGGUGGUAUCAUGGUUGUUGGUGGUGGCAGUUUGACUCAAGGCUUCCAUGCCUUCCUCGAGGAACGACUGCAAGCCCUUCGUCCUGGCUUCGCAAAGGAGAUCAUGAUCGGAACACCGCCCAGAGAGCUGGAUCCACAAGUUGUGGUGUGGAAGGGAGCCAGUAUUUUCGGCAAGCUAAGCACCACAAACGACAGCUGGAUCGGUAGACUGGAGUUUGAUCGCCUUGGGCCACGACUGUUGUCGUACAAGUGUAUGUGGGCUUACUAG